GGGAGGCUCGGCAGGAGGGGGGAGCCGAGCCCCCCGCGCCUCGCUGCCCGCGCCGGCUCCCUCCCUCCCUCCUCCUCCAUCCUCCUCCUCUAUCCUCCUCCUCCUCCUCCUCCUCCUCCUGCUCCUGCUCCUCCCGCCCCGGUGCGAAGGGCUCUCGCUGCUUUCCCCUUCUCUCUCUCCGGUGCCGGGGGGCGCGGGGAUGGGGCGCCCGCCGCGUGCCCUCCGCUCCCGGCGGGAGGCGCGGGUUCUGCCCCGCCGCCCUCCUCCCCUCCUGCGCUGAACCCCUGCCCUGCCCGAGCUGGGGAGAGCCGGGGAGGGGGGACGCCCCCUCGUACUUUUUCCCCCCCCUACUUCUUUUUUUUCCCCCCUUCCUUUUUUUGCCUUCCCCAUCAUCCCCCCCACAUCCCCCCUUCCCCGGGGGGGGCUUUCGGCGACCAUGCACGCGGUCCUGGGCGAGCGCUUCUAAGUCGCCCCGAUGGCCCCUCGGAUGGAGCCGAGCUACGUCGUGGGUCUGUGGUGCCUGGUGCUGCUGGAGCCGGGCAGGGUGUGGAGCGGCGAGGGCAGCCCCGGGGAAGGCGUGAACGGCAGCCUGGCACCGGCGGAGGCCACGGUCCCCGCGCCCACCGGGGCCACCCCGGGAGGGGACCGGUGCCGGGGGUACUACGACGUGAUGGGGCAGUGGGACCCGCCGUUCAACUGCAACGCCGGCAUCUACCAGUACUGCUGCGGGACCUGCGGGUACCGCUUCUGCUGCCAGUUCAAGCCCGGGCGGCUGGAUCAGAGCGGAUGCUCCAACUACGAUACCCCAAACUGGGUGAACACGGGACAGCCGCCCACCCGGGUGGACGAGACCACCGAGGAUCCCGCUCGCGACAAGACCAACAUGAUCGUCUACAUCAUCUGCGGUGUGGUGGCCAUCAUGGUGCUGGUGGGCAUCUUCACCAAGCUGGGCCUGGAGAAGGCGCAAGGACCCCAGACGGAGAUGACCGUCUCCAGGACGCUGACAGACUUGCUGAAGCAGCCGGGCCACAGCCCCUCCGAUCACACGGAUGGCCUCAUGGGGGGUGUGCAGGUCCCGCUGGGUGAGGGGCUCACCCGGGGGCCCCCCAGGAACGGCACAGACAAGCCGCCCUUGAACAACGCUGUGGCCAUAACCCCCUCGCUGGGGCGGCCCCACGGCCAUGGCAAGCGCCUGCCACUGGCCAGUGGCCUGGACCUGCCAGCCCCUGCCUACACCACCUAUGCCACUCUCAAGGCUGGAGAAAGCGCCCCUGAGGACUUCUACAGACGGUUUGGGGGGCUCGAGGCACCCCCUGCCAGCACCCUGCCCUUCUCACCCGCCGAGGCCCCGAUGCUGCCCGAGGGCUGCUCCCUACCCAAAGCCAAAGGCGCCAAGCUGCCAGGGGGCCCAGCCUUCUCAGGGGGCUGGGAGGGGGGUCCCCCACAUGGCCCCCGACGGCCUGGUCUGGCUGCCCUGCGCCUUGAGGGGCUGCCCGACACCUUCAGCCCUGCCACCCCACUGUACGGCCAGCCCACCCGGCACCUCGCCACCAACAGCAAGACUGAGGUCACGGUCUGAUGGCUGGAACCACUGGGAGGAUUGUAGGUUCUACGCGGACACCGAGGGCUGGCCAUGGCGGAAGAUGCACUGUCCUUCCUCUUUCUGGAGAUGGUGCCUGCUGACCGCACUUCACCAUCAAGAAGGCCAGGCCACUCCUCUCAUCAGG
Messenger RNA from Cuculus canorus (common cuckoo), 1727 nucleotides. RefSeq names its product shisa family member 8 (gene SHISA8). Lineage: Eukaryota; Metazoa; Chordata; Aves; Cuculiformes; Cuculidae. Bases 476 to 1579 code for a protein of 367 amino acids. The record is from RefSeq and is a predicted model, not a curated record. Gene Ontology annotation, biological process: regulation of short-term neuronal synaptic plasticity; regulation of AMPA receptor activity. Gene Ontology annotation, cellular component: postsynaptic density; dendritic spine membrane; AMPA glutamate receptor complex. The transcript has 4 exons.